CAGCCCCCGCCCGGUUCCGCGCCCAGCGCCGCGCGCCCCUGCCCUCUGGCCGCCGCCUCUGCCUGUUUGGCAAGAUGUCGGUGAAGGAGGGCGCCCAGCGCCGGUGGACGGCGCUCAAGAAGAAGCUGGGGCCGCAGGACUCCGACCCCACCGAGGCCAACCUGGAGAGCGCUGAGCCCGAGCUGUGCGUCCGGCUGCUGCAGAUGCCCUCGGUGGUCAACUACUCGGGCCUGCGCAAGCGGCUGGAGAGCAGCGACGGCGGCUGGAUGGUGCAGUUCCUGGAGCAGAGCGGCCUGGACCUGCUGCUGGAGGCCCUGGCGCGGCUGUCGGGCCGAGGCGUGGCGCGCAUCGCCGACGCGCUGCUGCAGCUCACCUGCGUCAGCUGCGUGCGCGCCGUCCUCAACUCGCGCCAGGGCCUGGAGUACAUCCUGGGCAACCGGGGCUACGUGCGCCAGCUUUCCCGGGCUCUGGACACGUCCAACGUGAUGGUCAAGAAGCAGGUGUUUGAGCUGCUGGCGGCCCUUUGCAUCUACUCCCCCGAGGGCCACGCCCUGACACUGGACGCCCUGGACCACUACAAGGUGGUGUGCAGCCAGCAGUACCGCUUCAGUGUCGUCAUGAAUGAGCUCUCCGACAGCGACAACGUCCCCUACGUGGUCACCCUGCUCAGUGUCGUCAAUGCCCUCAUCCUUGGCCCUGAGGACCUGCGGACCCGCACCCAGCUUCGGAAUGAGUUCAUCGGCCUGCAGCUGCUGGAUGUCCUGACCAGGCUGCGGGACUUGGAGGACGCCGACCUGCUGAUCCAGCUUGAGGCCUUCGAGGAGGCCAAGGCCGAGGACGACGAGGAGCUGGUCCGGGUGUGCGGUGGGGUGGACAUGAACAGCCACCAAGAGGUGUUUGCCUCCCUGUUCCACAAGGUGAGCUGCUCCCCAGCAUCUGCCCAGCUGCUGUCCAUGCUGCAGGGCCUGCUGUACCUGGAGCCGGGCCGACACUCCAGCCAGCUGCUCUGGGAGGCCCUGGAGAGCCUGGUGAACCGGGCUGUGCUCCUGGCCAGUGACGCCCAGGAGUGCACCCUGGAGGAAAUGCUACAACGGCUCCUGUCCACCAAGGGGUGGCCCCGGCCUCGGCCCCUAGAUCGGGCCCACAAAGGUGUGCAGGCUGACCUAGGCCUGCCCUGGAAGAGCAGUGCCCCCCAGAAUUCAAGUGCCCCAAAGGCAGGCCUGGAGGACCAGUGGCCAGAAGUGGCACCCCCUUGCCUGCAGGACACCAAAGCCCCAAGAACAAGUGGAGGCUUGGCUCUGCAGCAGACACCCCUGGCACCGCAGACACCCCUGGCACCACGGACACCCAGCCCACCGCCCCUGCCAGACCUGGGGACCACACCACACCCUCCUCCUCCCCCUCCUCCGCCACCUCUCCCUCCUCCUCCCCCACUGCCCCCCCUGCCAGGCCUAGGUGCCACCCCUCCCCCACCACCACCCCUGCCAGGCCUGGGGGCCACGCCGCCCGCUCCUCCUCCCCCACCACCCCCUCUGCCAGGCAUGAUGGCACCAUGUCCUCCACCACCCCCACUACCUGGCUUCGGUGGGCACUCCCCUCCACCUCCCCCACCACUCCCGGGUACAGUGUGCCCUCCUCCGCCUCCACCUCUGCCGGGCACUCCCGCCCCGCCAGCAGCGGGUGGCACCGAGGAGGGCAUCGUGGCUCAGGUGGCCCACUGCCUGGGCUCAGCCCGGGUUCCCAGCCACCGGCACGUGAACCCACCCACGCUGCGCAUGAAGAAACUCAACUGGCAGAAGCUACCGUCCAGCGUGGCCAGGGAGUGCCAUUCCAUGUGGGCAUCACUGGGCAGCCCGGACACGGAGAUGGUGGAGCCCGACUUCUCCAGCCUCGAACAGCUUUUCUCAUUCCCGGUGGCCAAGCCCAAGGAGACACCAGCAGCUGCCCCAGCCAGGAAGGAGCCCAAGGAGAUCACUUUUCUUGACUCUAAGAAGAGCCUGAACCUCAACAUCUUCCUGAAGCAGUUCAAGUGCUCCAAUGAGGACAUCGUGGCCAUGAUUCAGGCUGGGGACACCACCAAGUUUGACGUGGAAGUCCUCAAACAGCUCCUCAGGCUCCUUCCAGAAAAGCAUGAAAUUGAGAACCUGCAGAUGUUCAAGGAGGAGCGUGCCAAGCUGGCCAGCGCCGACCAGUUCUACCUGCUGCUCCUGGGCAUUCCCUGCUACCAGCUUCGGCUCAGGUGCAUGCUGCUCUGUGAGGAGACAGCCGUGGUACUGGACAUGGUUCAGCCCAAGGCCCAGCUGGUGCUGGCCGCCUGUGAGAGCCUGCUCACAAGCCACCGGCUGCCGGUCUUCUGCCACCUCAUCCUGAAGAUCGGGAAUUUCCUCAACUACGGCAGCCACACGGGUGACGCCGACGGCUUCAAGAUCAGCACGCUGCUUAAGCUCACGGAGACCAAGGCUCACCAGAGCCGAGUGACACUGUUGCACCACGUGCUGGAGGAGGUGGAGCGAAGCCACCCAGAUCUCCUGCAGCUGCCCCAGGACCUGGAGCAGGCCUCCCAGGCGGCCGGAAUCAACCUUGAGGUCAUUCGCUCAGAAGCCAGUGCCAACCUGAAGAAGCUUCUAGACACCGAGCAGAAGGUGUCGGCCUCCAUCCCCGAGGUCCGGGAGCAGUAUGCUGAGCGCCUGCAGGCCAGCAUCACUGCCUCCCGGGUGCUGGGUGAGGUGCUGGAGUCCAUUGAGCAGAAGAAGCUGGAAUUGGCCGACUACUUGUGUGAGGAUGCCCACCAGUUGUCCCUGGAGAACACUUUCAGCACCAUGAAGACCUUCCGAGAGCUCUUUCUCCGCGCCCUGAAGGAGAACAAGGACCGGAAGGAGCAGGCGGCCAAGGCAGAGAGGAGGAAGAAGCAGCUGGCUGAGGCUGAGGCUCAGAGGCCUCGGGGCGAGGAUGGGAAGCCUGUCAGGAGGGGCGCAGGUCCGCAGGAGGAGGUGUGUGUCAUCGAUGCUCUGCUGGCUGACAUCAGGAAAGGAUUCCAGCUCCGGAAGACAGCCCGUGGCCGGCCGGACGGGGAGGGGAGUGGCAGGGCUGCAGCAGACCCCCCAAGGGACUGGGAGCCUGGGGCCACCAGUAAGCCCAUGGGAGGCCCCAGCCACCACCCCUCAGAGCCAGGCCUUGCUUCUGCAGUGGUCACCGGGCCCCGGGACUGGGACCUUGUGGAUGCCACCCCACCCCAUCCACGGCCAUCUGGGGACCAGCCGGAGGCUGGCAGCCCUGAGCCCCCAGGUCGACGUUCAUCUUUGUACACGGAUGCCACCGAUUCCUUGGCCACAGAGGACCCUCAGAGCCCCGAGCCCUCAACGGGGCCCUGGCCAGUGGUGCUGGGGGACACUCAGGCCCUGAAACCCCUCAAGUUCUCCAGCGACAAGCCUCCCAAUGCCACAGGUUCAGGCCAAGUGAUUUCGGCCCCCACAGCCCUGCAGGGCCCCUUCCAGGCUGAGGCCGACAGCACCAGCCAGGGGUUAGGGGAUGCCCACACUCUCACCCCCAGCACCAGCCUCCCAGCCACAAGCCCCAGCCAGGGAGGGGACGAGGAGGACGUGGCCCCAGAGUCUGCACUGGACACAUCUCUGGACAAGUCUUUCUCUGAAGAGGUCAUGACUGACUCAUCAGGGUCCGGCAGCCUGCCAAGGGCCCGUGCCCGGAGCACCAAGGGAAGUGGCAGGAGAAGGAAGAAGCGCUUUUCAAAGAGUCAGGAAGGCCUCAGGCCCAAGCCCAAAGCCAAGUGA
Messenger RNA from Orycteropus afer afer, 3788 nucleotides. RefSeq names its product inverted formin 2 (gene INF2). Gene Ontology annotation, biological process: actin cytoskeleton organization. Gene Ontology annotation, molecular function: small GTPase binding; actin binding. Lineage: Eukaryota; Metazoa; Chordata; Mammalia; Tubulidentata; Orycteropodidae. The record is from RefSeq and is a predicted model, not a curated record.